Aspergillus clavatus NRRL 1 is the source of this 642-nucleotide messenger RNA. Its product is annotated as C2H2 type zinc finger domain protein. Bases 1 to 642 code for a protein of 213 amino acids. Lineage: Eukaryota; Fungi; Ascomycota; Eurotiomycetes; Eurotiales; Aspergillaceae. The record is from RefSeq and is a predicted model, not a curated record. The transcript has a single exon.
AUGGAGGCCGGAGACCCCUGGAUGGCCUUGCCUCUUUUCAAGCGAGAACACUCGCCCGACGUCCUCUCACUGUCCCAUCCGUUGAUCCCAGACGACAUCCGUCAGGAAUAUCCGGAAUCCCCAGGACUCCUUGCGCAGCUGCGUGAAUCAACAGAACUCCAGGAAUAUCCCAGCUCCGACCUCACGUCUUCCAAUGAUCCUUUCUUCUCUGAUGGGACUGAUAGCAGGACCAGCAACAAUACCAGCAUCAACCCGCCUGAGUGGACAGUGGCCGACGCAUCCGCCUCGAUCGCUUCAUAUCCCACAACAUGCCCGUAUCCCAGGUGCAAGUCGACCCUGCAGUUCACGCGAGCUCGGGAAUUCCACCGUCAUUACAAGCAGCACUUCAAGCGGUUUUUCUGUCGAUACCGGGACUGUCCGCAGUCCGAGCCGGAACCGAACUGUCCCCGGUUCGAAAGCAAGAGUGGUUUUGCGACGCGCAAGGAUCGUGCCAGGCACGAGGCGAAACAUAAUCCGGAGAUCCGGUGUGAUUGGCGCGACAACCGAGGUGAGCAGUGCACGAGAGUCUUUAGCCGGAUGGACAAUAUGAGGGAUCAUGUGAGGAGGAUUCAUUUGGGGAGGGGAGGGAUGAAUGAGGAGUGA